AUGAAAACGCUAGCAAUCUUAUCCCUGACCGGCCUGGUCUCUGCCCAAGCUGCUCCGUACGCUCAAUGUGGCGGAGGCAGUUAUUCUGGCCCUACAACAUGUGUCUCUGGCUGGACUUGCCAAUAUCAGAGUGACUGGUAUAGCCAAUGUAUUGCAUCUUCUGGGGGUAGUACCACUACUCUAGCAACAAAAGUUUCUUCAGAAAUUGCAACUAAAACGACAACCACAACCAAGGCAACCACCACCAGUGCCACUGCGACUGGAUUCCCCACUACAAAUGGACUGAAAUUUGAGAUUGAUGGAAAGACAAGCUACUUUGCCGGCUCCAAUUCCUACUGGAUCGGCUUCCUCACUAACAAUGACGAUGUUGAUCUUGUCUUCGACCACAUGGAUGAAUCUGGGCUCCGAAUCCUCCGAGUUUGGGGAUUCAACGAUGUCAACACUGUUCCCUCUGCUGGGACUGUCUAUUACCAACUGCUCAAGGAUGGAACUGCUACCAUUAACACCGGCGCAGAUGGUCUACAGCGCCUGGACUACGUGGUUGCCUCCGCCGAGGCACGGAAUGUGAAACUGAUCAUCAACUUUGUCAAUAACUGGUCGGAUUACGGGGGUAUGGCGGCCUAUGUCACUGCUUUCGGUGGCAGCCAGACAAGUUGGUAUACAAACACUGCAGCUCAAACAGCCUACCGCGCCUACAUCAAAGCUGUUGUUUCCCGAUAUAUUGACUCGCCUGCCGUCUUUGCAUGGGAGUUGGCCAAUGAGCCCCGCUGCAAUGGUUGUGAUACUUCGGUUCUUUACAACUGGAUCAAGUCUACCAGUGCCUAUAUCAAAUCUCUGGACUCAAAGCAUAUGGUCGCCAUUGGUGAUGAGGGCUUCGGACUGGACACCGGGUCUGAUGGUAGCUAUCCCUACAGCUACGGCGAGGGCCUGAACUUCACGAUGAAUCUAGGGAUUGAUACCAUCGACUUUGCUACCUUCCAUCUCUACCCCUCCAGCUGUAUGUAUAUCCUCCCCAUCACCUUUUGUCUCGACCUUGCUAAUGGAUCCAUGCAAGGGGGAACUACCAAUGAUUGGGGCAACGGUUGGGUCACAUCCCACGGUGCUGCCUGUGUAGCAGCUGGCAAGCCAUGUCUCUUUGAAGAGUACGGUGUCACCGCCGAUCACUGUGCCAUUGAGGCUCCCUGGCAGAAGACCGCGCUGAACACCGAAGGCGUUGCAGCUGAUCUCUACUGGCAGUAUGGAGACACACUGAGCUCUGGAAAAUCCGCCGAUGAUGGAAACACAUUCUACUAUGGAACUGCCGAAUUUAAAUGUCUGGUAACGGACCACGUCGCAGCCAUUAACUCCUAG
Penicillium concentricum is the source of this 1350-nucleotide messenger RNA. RefSeq lists its product as uncharacterized. Gene Ontology annotation, molecular function: hydrolase activity, hydrolyzing O-glycosyl compounds; cellulose binding. Lineage: Eukaryota; Fungi; Ascomycota; Eurotiomycetes; Eurotiales; Aspergillaceae. Gene Ontology annotation, cellular component: extracellular region. The transcript is spliced from 3 exons. Gene Ontology annotation, biological process: carbohydrate metabolic process. The record is from RefSeq and is a predicted model, not a curated record. The coding region runs from base 1 to 1350 and encodes 449 amino acids.